Osmerus eperlanus (European smelt) is the source of this 1720-nucleotide messenger RNA. It is a transcript of the gene pofut2, whose product is annotated as protein O-fucosyltransferase 2. Bases 4 to 1353 code for a protein of 449 amino acids. NCBI's taxonomy places the organism in Eukaryota, Metazoa, Chordata, Actinopteri, Osmeriformes, Osmeridae. Gene Ontology annotation, biological process: protein O-linked glycosylation via fucose. Gene Ontology annotation, molecular function: peptide-O-fucosyltransferase activity. The transcript has 9 exons. The record is from RefSeq and is a predicted model, not a curated record.
AAAAUGGCGGACAUCAGAGGCACAAGAGGAGUGCAAGCGCCAGUGUUAUGGAAUGUUUCUUUGCAUUCUGUAAUGACAUUGUGCAUUUUUAUUCUCACAAUAAGAACAGUGUUGGCUGAAUUUAAAAACGAAGAUGUGUUCCGUGCAGGGAACUCGGUCACGUUAUCGACCGCAGCAGCAGCACGAGAUCUACGGUACCUGCUAUAUGAUGUGAAUCCCCCAGAAGGCUUUAACCUCCGCCGGGAUGUGUAUAUCCGCAUGGCGUCCCUCGUAAAAACACUGGGAAGGCAGGGGGACUGGGUGCUGGUGCUACCUCCCUGGGGUCGCCUCUACCACUGGCAAAGCCCCGACAUCCACCAGGUCCGCAUCCCCUGGGGCGAGUUCUUCAGCGUCACAAGCCUGCAGGCCAACGUGCCUGUCAUAGAGUAUGAGGAGUUCAUUGCUGAGUCUGGAGGCCCAUUUAUUGAUCAAGUCCUUGUGCUGCAGAACUAUGCUGAAGGCUGGACAGAUGGAAAGUGGGAGGAGAAAGUGGAUGAGCGGCCAUGCAUUGAUCGUUUAAUGUACUCGAAAGACAAGCAGGGCUAUUACAGAGGAUGGUACUGGGGAUAUGAAGAAACACGAGGUCUGAAUGUCACCUGUUUGUCAGCUCAGGGCCAUGCAUCUAUUCUGGCCCCACUCCUCCAUGACAACUUCACAGCAAUGUCAGUUAUGCUGGAUAGAGCAGAGACUGUUCUGCAUGACCACUAUGCUGGAAAGGAUUACUGGGAUACUCGCCGGAGCAUGGUUUUUGCAAAACACCUGAGACUAAUAGGGGAUGAAUUUAGAGCAAAGUACUUGAAUUCAACUGAUCAAACAGACCAAACUGUGUAUAAUGAGGACUGGACUCGAAUGAUGGCUAAGAUGGGUUCUGCUAGAGGUGGGCCAUACCUUGGGGUGCACCUCCGCAGGAAGGACUUCAUCUGGGGUCACAGAGAGGAUGUGCCCAGUCUCAAAGGAGCUGUCAAGAAUAUUAAUAUCUUGAUGAAGAAGCACAAACUUGAAAGAGUCUUUGUUGCCACGGACGCAGAUGAGGAAGAGCUGGAAGAGCUGACGAGGAUGCUGCCAGAGAUGGUGCGAUUUGAGCCUACCUGGGAGGACCUGGAGCUGCUUAAGGACGGAGGAGUGGCCAUCAUCGACCAAUGGAUCUGUGCACAUGCCAGGUUUUUCAUCGGAACUUCUGUAUCCACCUUCUCCUUCCGUAUCCAUGAGGAGAGAGAGAUUCUGGGCUUUGACCCUAAAACCACCUACAACCGCUUUUGUGGGGACAAUGAGACACACUGUGAACAGCCCACACACUGGAAGAUAGUAUAUUGAUGGAAAAUGUGACCCAUGACAUGUCUUUGUUUGAAAGUGCCAAAACCUGUAUUCAAAUUGACAUUUUGAUAUGUUUCAGAAAGUUUUUUAUUGCAGUUAUCGAAUAUUUUGGGAUCAUUUUAAUUGUUUUAAAAUGUUUUGUGAAAUCAGGCAUACAUUGACUAGUAUUAAGGCUUACCUCGAGAAGGGAAGACUAGGUGUAAAUCAGACUCAGAUUUUAAAGUUCAAACUUGGACAUCCAUUUCCAUAUUUUAUUGUGUUGCAUGCGUUAUCUAUUUUCUCUUCAAAUUGAAUAGUGUCAUUCACUUAAAGAUUAUUUACAGUCUGUAAAGAAAGGGUUGCAAACUGUCAUAAAGGGAUUAUUAUA